Molecule: messenger RNA, 724 nt
Organism: Anopheles moucheti
Lineage: Eukaryota; Metazoa; Arthropoda; Insecta; Diptera; Culicidae
Product: cuticle protein 18.6-like
Exons: 2
Coding region: 77-649 (190 amino acids)
Cellular component (GO): extracellular matrix
Source: RefSeq, a predicted model, not a curated record
AGUUGAGCGUUCUAAGAGUAACACAAAUUAAUCUGCUACGAUUGCUUCUUCGCAUCCUGCUUGAUCCUGCAGCAAAAUGACUUCAAAGAUCUCCCUCAUUGCACUAGCUCUUCUGCUGGUUAACGCGGAAGCGCAACAGUACGGUCAGCAGCUGGGCCGCCGUUCGCAGGAUCGGUUGAACCAACUCCGAUCCUAUGACGAUGGUGCAAGAUCCUCACGCAACUACAAUGACCUCUACAACGAACAGCGCUACUCGGGUCGCAACCAGGACCAGGAUCUGCAGGACCGACGCGAAUCCGAGUACGAUCGCGAUGACUACAGCUAUGGGUACGCGGUGCGCGAUGAACUUUCGGGAGACAUUAAGAGCCAGCAGGAAGUGCGCAACGGUGACCGGGUGCGAGGCCAGUACCGCACGUUGGAAUCGGACGGCACGGAACGUAUCGUUGACUACACGGCGGACGAUGUUCGUGGAUUCAAUGCGGUCGUUCGUCAUCAGCCAUCGGUUGGUUCGAGAGCACAGCUCGUCCACACCCUGCAGCCAGCCGUCCUCGUUAGACAAUCGAACGUUGGACAUCUGGCUUCUGGCAACCAUCGUCCCGCUCUGCUUACCACUCCCCAGCAAACUUCCACCGUUCUGCUACGCAACUAAUUUCCACCCGCUCUGAUCAAUGGAUAGAGUGUAACCACUCGAAGAAUGCCGAUAAUGUUAAUUCAAUAAAAUGCC